Molecule: messenger RNA, 4107 nt
Organism: Peromyscus eremicus (cactus mouse)
Lineage: Eukaryota; Metazoa; Chordata; Mammalia; Rodentia; Cricetidae
Gene: Peli3
Product: pellino E3 ubiquitin protein ligase family member 3
Exons: 8
Coding region: 175-1584 (469 amino acids)
Biological process (GO): regulation of Toll signaling pathway; protein K63-linked ubiquitination
Molecular function (GO): ubiquitin protein ligase activity; protein binding
Source: RefSeq, a predicted model, not a curated record
GCGUGGAGGUUUGUGUGCUCAACCCUCCCUCCUCCAGGCCCCGAGUGUCCCCGUGACGAGGCUGCACCGAGCAGCCGCGGGCCGAGCCCAUCCCGCCGCAGCAGUCCCGGGGUGCAGCAAGGGUGAGGCGGGUGGGGGUGAGCAGCGCACAGAGAGCCCCCGAGCGCCGCCAGAAUGGUGCUGGAAGGAAACCCUGACGUGGGAUCCCCUCGAACCUCGGACCUCCAGCACCCAGGGAGCAAGGGCUCUUGCAUCCUCUCUUCUCCUGGUGAAGAAGCACUGCCAGGCGAGGAACCCAUCAAAUAUGGUGAACUCAUCGUCCUGGGAUGCUGUGAGGAAGGAGGUGAGGAUACCAAGGCUCAGAGAGGGGAAGUGACUGGCCCAAGGGCACACAGCUGCUACAAUGGGUGUCUGGCAAGUGGGGACAAGGGCCGCCGCCGAAGCCGCCUGGCACUGAGCUGCCGGCCACAUGCCAACGGAGUGAAGCCAGACGUCAUGCACCACAUCUCCACACCACUUGUCUCCAAGGCCCUGAGUAACCGAGGCCAGCAUAGCAUCUCGUACACACUGUCCCGGAGCCACUCAGUCAUAGUGGAGUACACACAUGACAGCGACACAGACAUGUUCCAGAUUGGCCGUUCUACCGAAAACAUGAUUGACUUUGUGGUAACAGACACAUCUCCUGGCGGAGGAGCCACAGAGGGCCCUUCUGCCCAAAGUACCAUCUCCCGCUAUGCCUGCCGCAUCCUCUGUGACCGCCGGCCACCCUAUACUGCCCGCAUCUAUGCUGCUGGCUUCGAUGCCUCUAGCAACAUUUUUCUUGGAGAGCGGGCAGCCAAAUGGAGGACUCCUGAUGGUCUGAUGGAUGGCCUGACAACCAAUGGGGUCCUGGUGAUGCAUCCAGCAGGUGGCUUCUCCGAGGACUCCGCUCCGGGUGUCUGGAGGGAGAUUUCUGUCUGCGGGAAUGUGUACACAUUGCGGGACAGCCGAUCAGCCCAGCAGCGGGGGAAGCUGGUGGAAAACGAGUCCAACAUCCUGCAAGAUGGUUCGCUCAUCGACCUGUGUGGGGCCACGCUGCUGUGGCGCACUCCAGCAGGGUUGCUGAGGGCACCCACCCUGAAACAACUGGAGGCCCAGCGACAGGAGGCCAACGCAGCGCGGCCCCAGUGUCCCGUGGGCCUCAGCACCUUGGCCUUUCCCAGUCCAGCCCGUGGCCGCACAGCACCCGACAAGCAACAGCCCUGGGUCUACGUCCGUUGCGGUCAUGUCCAUGGCUACCAUGGCUGGGGCUGCCGGAGGGAGCGAGGCCCUCAGGAGCGCGAGUGUCCUCUUUGCCGCCUUGUGGGACCCUACGUGCCCCUGUGGCUCGGCCAGGAGGCCGGUCUCUGCCUGGACCCUGGGCCACCCAGCCAUGCUUUUGCACCCUGUGGCCAUGUCUGUUCCGAGAAGACUGCCCGCUAUUGGGCCCAGACACCACUGCCACAUGGCACCCAUGCUUUCCAUGCAGCCUGCCCCUUUUGUGGGGCUUGGCUCACUGGUGAGCAUGGCUGUGUCCGUCUAAUUUUCCAGGGACCACUGGACUAGGCUCUCCAGGGUCCUUGCUGCCAUGCCCGCCUGCCCACCCAGGUCCCCCAUCUCCUGCUGUUCAGAGGGAGCUCUGCAUGUGGGACUGUGCCUGCUGGCAAUAGCCACACCAGUUGGACACAUUGGAUGGGCUGUGGCCUUCCCCUCAACUCUAGCCUCUAAGAGGAUCCCUAAGAUCUCCAUCCCAGUCAUACUGAUGGGGACUUUAGCACCAGCUCUGCCCCAGGCUGAUGGAGGGCACCCCAUGCCGCUGCCUUCCCUGGAGUAUCCUACGUCAUGCCGCCUACACUGUGCCCCUGGGGGAGUGAAGGGGCCAUGGCCCCUGACUUCCAGCUUAGUCUGGUUGUGCCCUGAACCUGCCAAUCCAGUAACAGCUAUUCCUUCCUCCUGCUGCUGCCCUGGGUUACUCUGUAAACCUUGCUGCUGCUCAGCUGCCCUCACAGAUCCACAUGUCCCACAUGCAUGCAAUACCUCCAGUCCUCAGUGAGUAAUGAGUGAGUAGGGAGUCUGAGGUCAGCCUUUGCGGGCAGGAUAGUGCCAAGUGGGGGACACAGGGACAAUCAGGUUCUCCACCUGGUGGAGUCCACAGCCUAGUGGAGGGUAGACAGCUUCAUGGGUAUUAGGAUCAGAGAAUUCUAGGGCUAGAGAACAGCACUUGCUGGAUUGGGGAAAGUAAGAGGUUUCAUGAAGGAGGUGGCACAGGAGCUCGGCCUCCAUGCUGACUUGGAAUCUUCCAGGCCCACACAGUACCCUCUUGGCACAGGCUCAGGGAAAGGAAGCAGGGGUGGAGACACAGAUUAAGGGGAUGCUGGAGCAUAAGGUGUGGCCAUGCUUGGUGGAGAAUUCAGAUCCUCAUUUGUGGACAAUCAGGAGUCAGCUCCACAGCACUGGCUCUGACCCAAGGGCUACCAUCGCUGACUAUUCACUGUGUGCCCGCCCCCCAUCCUAACAGUAAUUACAGCUGUGUUCAUUGAGCGCUCACCGGGUACCAGGGCUUUGCUUCUUGGCCGGGGAUUUUGUUAUCUACUCACAGUGAUCCAGGAAGAGAGGUGUCCCCACCUGUGUUUGUAGAGAGAGAAAGUUACAAUCUAGUUGCAGGUGGUUAUUGGAAGCCACAACUACCCACCUCAGAUCAUACUAAGGCUGGGCAGGACUGAGGCAAGGCAGUUUAGUGUCUGUUUCGUGGAGAAGCUGAAGAAGAGAUAGAUGGAGAUCUGCCUGCUCAGUGCCCAGCCCCACGCAGGGCCCCAGCACCAAGCAAGGGCUCCCACUCAGAGGAAGCCCUGUGGAACUAAGACCAGAAGCUGAUGUCCACAUCCCGCUGGCCACCUGUACAUGCUGGGGUUGUCCUGAGAACUUUGGACGGCAGAGGCAGGAUGGAGUUUGGAGGGCAGUCUGGGUGAGGGCAGCAGCAUAGUAAGGUAGGGAAAAUGCCUACCAAUCAGUAAAUGCAGGUCAGCAGAAAAAGAGCGAUUGGAUCAGGGAUGUGGGCUGGGACCUGGUGGGCCUUGGUGACUGUGGAAGUCAGUGCUAAACCCCUCCCUGUUCCUCCUGUUUGUGAGUCAGGUCUUCCUGUGAGCCAAGGGCUGAGCUGGGGUUUCCCCCUGACCAUUCAAAGGGAAGUGAACCAGGAAAACAGGUAGAUAGACUCUAGAGAAAUCAAAGGAGGUGGCUCUGAGUGUAGGUGUGACCUUGUCCUCAUUACAAGACAGAAGCCAGAGUUUAGGGAGGUGCAGAUUCCACAAGAAACUGUACAAGGCCACACAGCUGGCUGAGGCCAGAAAGACCAGAUUUGGGCUGUUGGGAGGACAGAAGGCAGCGAUCACAGAGAAGACUGAGCGUCACAUAGCUACAGUGGGACGCAUGGCAGAAGGGGAUGCCAGAGUGCAUGAGGAACAUUUCAGCCCUCCCCUCAAAACACUAGAAAUGAAACUCUACUCAGUUCUUGCUAAUGGCCCUGUUGGGGACCAGACAGGGGAACAUAUUCUGAUCUCAUUUCUGGUGCUGAAUCUCAGACUUUGGGAGGAGGGACAAAAAGGACUUGCCUGGGCUCUGGGAAGAACUCGGGCUGGCAGUGGGAGUCAGCUCUUGGGCUUCAGACGCCACAAUUGUUAAAUGGAAUGACAGUCUCUAAGGCCAGACCUGGUGGCAUGUGCUUGUAAUUCCAGCAUUUGGAAGGCUAAGGAAGGAGGAUUGUGUGUUCAAUGCCAGCCUGGGCUAUGUGGCAAGACUUGUCUCAAACAAACAAAAACAAAAAGUACUUUGUUCACCAGGUGGAUGUAAACAUACAGAAAAGCCAUGACCCAUUAAUAGAAUGUGCUAUGGUCAGAGAGGGGAGAGAGAGAGAGAGAGAGAGAGAGAGAGAGAGAGAGAGAGAGAGAGAGAGAGGAGAGAGAGUGUUGGGGCAGGAAGAGGGAACAGUGUAGUGGAAGGUCUUAGGAAAUCAAAGAUCCUCUUAGUCUAAGUUUUCCAACCUGUGCGAUUGGUACAACAGUGAUAUGCUAUCUCAGGGGUUUUGCAAGA